AUGAGCAGCUCUCAGCCCCCACAAACUCUUCUCGAGAAGCGCAACAAAACUGUCAAAAGGCUAGAGAGUCAUACUGAGGCUUCUCAGGGUCCCGAAACUGACGAAACUGACGGAUCGACCCCACGCUUGUUACCACUUCCUAGACCAGGCCCUGUCGAGUCGAGCCCAGAGCCAAGCCCGGAUACUCUACAGGAACAUAUUGCUACCCAAUCCAUCAUCAGACCCUCUCGAAACGCAUUCGCACGACCAGAUGACCGUCCAGGCUUCGGAAUCUACGCUGGAAGCUCAGAAAGCAGUGUCCUUCCCGUCUCCCAUUCAUCUUGUCCCGGUGCGUCUUCCGAACCACCCAAAUAUACGCCUCUGAGCCUCUCAGCGGAUGAGCCAAUCCCUCGUGUGGGAGAUUCUACUCCUCGACUCUCAGAUGUCAUCACGCCGUCGCUAUCUAUCCCCGAUAAUGCCGCACUUCCUCCAUAUGCGUUCGCUCCAACAGAAGGGGGCUUCGACUUUGAAUUACCUGCACAGAGCCCUAACGCGAACGAAACUACUGUAGUACAACCCACUUCUCACCCCAGCUCUACUGGAACUCCGUGCCUCCCAUCAACGCCAGAUCUCCAUGUCCAGCCUUCCGUCUCAUCACUCCGUGCCGCACUGUACCCGCGACCAACACCCACUAUGGCAGCAAAUCAUACCAUUCCGCGCCGACAGGUCCAACUUGGAGAGCAUAUUCCGGACGAGCUACCGACACGUGAGGAACCCCCUGCUCUGACAACCAUCGCCCGCAUCCAACGCAGCCUAGCCCGAACCUUGCAGAUCCGCACUCCGCCCACUAAUGUCGCAGCUGCAAUCGAAAUGAACGACUUUCCUUCAUCAGCUGGUGUUCCUCGUCUAGCGCACGAUGGAGAGGCCGUCGAGCAGCGGAGGCGUGUGGAGGAACGUCAACGUUUGGAGACUGAGAUUACGGAAAGAGGGAUUUCGAGGGGGGCGAUAGAAGAGAGGAGGCAGCGAGCCUAUAGAAUCUGGACGCCUGUGUGUGUGAUUGCGGGGGUUGUGCUUUUUGCGGUCAUUUAUGUUUCAGUGACGAAGGGGGAGUAG
Ascochyta rabiei is the source of this 1092-nucleotide messenger RNA. RefSeq lists its product as uncharacterized. Bases 1 to 1092 code for a protein of 363 amino acids. The record is from RefSeq and is a predicted model, not a curated record. The transcript has a single exon. Lineage: Eukaryota; Fungi; Ascomycota; Dothideomycetes; Pleosporales; Didymellaceae.